CAAAGCCAUGCUCACGCAUGCUUACAGUACUAGUUAAGAUCAGCAGCUCAAAUGGAUCGACUUUGUGGGACAGAUUUUUCUGUGUGCCUGCCUUCAUUGAAGAUUUGAUGAGCCACUAUGGAAAUGAGAAUAGAAUUGUCCUGCAGUCAUAAAAGCAUAGGAGUUUUGGGAUGGCUGUGAAUACUGACUUCUACACUGGUAGUGAGAUUAAUAAGGAGUGGCUUAUUGGUUGUUUCUCAACAUUUGGAUUGUCAGAGAACUUCUAUACACCUCUCCAAAAGUUGUCUUUCCUGUCCUAAUCUCUUUUCUAACUGCCUGCAACAAUGGACCUGACUUUGUGGCAGUACCAAUUCAGGAUCAUCAUGCUGGGCGAUUCCACUGUGGGAAAGUCCUCGCUGCUGAAACGCUACACAGAGGACUUGUUUAUGGAGUCCAUCAACCAGACAGUAGGUGUUGACUUCUAUGUUCACUUCCUGGAGGUGGAACCAGGAGUCCGUGUCAAGCUGCAGUUCUGGGACACAGCUGGACAGGAAAGGUUCAGGUCAGUGACCCGUUCUUAUUACCGCAACUCAGUUGGAGGCAUGCUAGUGUUUGACAUUACCAAUCGUGCCUCUUUUGACCAUGUUAAGGACUGGCAUGCUGAGGUGUGCGAGCGAGUGCAGCCACAUAAGGUUCUGUUCAUCCUGGUGGGUCAAAAGAGUGACCGAGAUGCUCACAGGGAAAGGGCGGUGAGCCGGGACGAGGCCGAGAAACUGGCCCAGCAGCUAGGAACACCCUACGUGGAGGCUUCUGCAAAGUCUGGACAAAAUGUAAGACAGUCCUUCGAGCUCCUCACUCGACGAAUCUACCAGGGCCUGUUGAGUGGAGAGAUAGAGCUGCAAGAGGGCUGGGAUGGAGUCAAGUGCACUGCCCCACAGGCACUGCAGUUACAGCGAGCCAGCACUUCUCAGCCAAGAGUGGAAACCAAGAACAAGAAAAAGUGCUGUGGUUAAACUGUGGGCAUGUGGCGGCCAGCUUUGUGAACUCACGUGAAUGUAAAACCAAAAAGAGGUUGAGAGCAGACUGGAUUGGCAGUGGCAUUUUAUUGUAAAGCAAGGAAAAAAAACACACUGGUGUGAAAAAUAUUUUACACCUUUUUGUGAUGAUAAAGAAAUGUGAAAGACUGAUCUUUUUUUUUUUUUUGGUGUGAAAUAAAAUAGGGAACGAUAUUAGUUUAGGAUUUUUUUGGUGUGUAACUGUUUCCUUUUUUGUACUCCAUCAGCAGGUAGACAUGCUUGACUACUCUUGUACUGAUUUGUUGUUUAAUGAGACUGAAAUGUUCAGUGUAAAGUCUAAUAACCUUUCUUAUCUGAAUCUAGUUCCACCAUUAGGAUGAAAUUUAAGUUUGCUCAAUGUCACUUGUAGCACUGAGCUCAAAAAGUGCAACAAAGCUGCUAGUGAAGCCCUAGACUUUUAAUAGAAAAAUCAAUAUUCUAUAUUUAUAAGAGAAAUAUGGUAAUUCUCUCUUUAGUGAGAUGCCAGGCCCACAGCAUAUUAGACUAAUGGACUCAUAAGGUCAUUACUAACCUCACUUCAGUGAGGGCAGGGGCUGUAAUAUGACAAGUUGUUUGUUCUUUUUCUCUAAUUAGUCUAAUGGGUGCUAAAGAUGUAAUUGUGUCAGAGUCACUAUUAUUCAAAGGGGAGAGGAAAUUAGCAAAUCUUCUCCAUUACUGAAUCCUCUACCUCGAGACCUGUACACUGGGAAAGCGGUUCCACCAGCCUGGAGGUCAAGGAGUUGGAGUAGCCUGCGCAGCUAUGGGCCACGUAAUUUAUAACAAGUGGCUGCAAGCAGGUUUAUCAUUUUGAGUGGUCAAUGAGAGGGUUGGUACCACUGCUGCACAAAGGCAUUCUGUAUUUGCCUUUGAAUCCAUUUCCAGGACACAUUUGUGAUUCUCUCUGUAUUACUUGUUCUACAAAUAAUUCCCAGCAGUUAAUGUAUUUGGUCCCUUGGUUGAGAUUACAAAUAUUGUCUUAAGCCUUCAUUUGUCUCUUGAAUUAUUCUUACGGGCCUGAACAGUUUUACCGAAAAUGCCUUGUAACAUCACUAGUAAACACAUCCUGGGAAUAUUUGGUCAUCUAAACCUCACGGGUGCUUUUAGAUUUUUUUCCCCCUUUGUAUCUGCAACUAAAACAUGUCACUGAGUCAUGGCAGGU
Messenger RNA from Archocentrus centrarchus (flier cichlid), 2193 nucleotides. RefSeq names its product RAB42, member RAS oncogene family (gene rab42b). The record is from RefSeq and is a predicted model, not a curated record. Gene Ontology annotation, molecular function: GTP binding; GTPase activity. The coding region runs from base 324 to 992 and encodes 222 amino acids. Lineage: Eukaryota; Metazoa; Chordata; Actinopteri; Cichliformes; Cichlidae. The transcript has 3 exons.